AUGGCAGAAGGAUCGUCAACCACGUGGGCAACAUCGAGCGUAUGCUCCUGCGUCGAAGAUGAAUAUGAACCAGUUGAGGAAGAUGAACAAGAGAUGUACAAUACUAGUCAGUGCUCAUGGCAAUUGUUGUCGGUUUCACUACAUAGGGCAGCGAAUAUCGGAUUUGGCAUUGCAAUCUCUGGUGGAAGAGAUAAUCCUCAUUUCACGAACGGCGAUCCAGUAAUCAUAAUUUCAGACGUGGUUCCCAACGGACCCGCCUGGGGCUUAUUGCAAUUGAAUGAUCGCAUUUUAUCUGCGAACAACGUGUCGUUUGAGAACAUUGAUUAUAGCACAGCUGUCGAUAUAAUUAAGAAUAAGGAUCAAAUUAAUAUGAUUGUGAAAAGGCGUGUUGCAAUGCCGAUGCUAGAGUUUGAACAAAGAACUUUAAAAUUCACAUUGUCAAAAUCAAGAAAGAAAGAUGAUUUUGGAAUUGUUGUUGGAUGUAAAUUCUACAUAAAAGAAAUACGGAAUCCAAAACUUGCUGAAAAAGACCCGGGACUUCGAGAAGGCGACUCGAUACUUCGCGUAAAUGGGCAAAGUCUAGAUGGGGCCACAUUAGAAGAAGUUAAUAAAUGGCUUGAAAGAUCACGUGAUAAGUUAUGCCUGGUUAUUCAACGAGAUGUUCGACGUGGAACGUCUCGAUGGCCUUCUCAGAAUACUGUUUACGAGCGAGUUGGUAGUGUAUCAGCAACUCCAAGGCAUUCACCAAGUCCUAUGCUUCAGCAUAUUCCUUUAUCCACUAGGCCAGACGGAAGCGUAGAGAGACGGGUUUCAUCUCCAGUUAGUUCACAAUUAUCUAAUUUGGGAUUGUCUACGUCUAUUACUCAGAACAGUGGAGGACCAUUAGAAUAUGAAUAUUACACUCGGCAACCAUCUAAGCCACCCGAUACCAACGGAGUGCGCUGCGUCGUCUUUCGGAAGGUUGGCGGCAGUGUUGGUGUUCGCGUUAUCGGUGGUAACGAAGUUGGUAUAUUCGUAUCGGCAGUCGCAGCGGAUUCGCCUGCCGCUGUACAUGGCGUAUGUUGCGGGGAUCGAAUUCUUGAAGUUAAUGGACGAAAUAUGCGAGGUAUUACUAGAGAAGCCGCAGUCCAGCUGCUUCUUGGACUUGAUGAUCGCGUUGCUUUAAAGUUAGAGCAUGCGAGAGCGGAUUUCGAGCAUGUUCGUUCCAAUCAACUUGGAGAUAACUUUUAUAUAAGAGCUCACUUCUCUAAAGAAAAAAAGAGCAGUCCUCUCGAAUUGUCAGUAAAUGAAGGGGAUAUAUUCCAUGUGACAGAUACGCUGUUUGGCGGUACUGUUGGAUUGUGGCAGGCUGCCAGGGUUUAUUCAGCUGCUGAAAAUAAAGGAGAGCCGGUCAAAGGUGUUAUUCCAAAUCAAAACACCGCAGAAGUGAUAGCCCAAGAAUACCGGGCAUACAUUGAAGCAAAACAAUCGAAACAAGCGAAUAGUGGCGGAACUCUUUUACGUAGGAAAUUCGAAUCCAAAAGGACUAAGAGUCUUCCCAAAAACAUGAUCUGCGAUCCAACGGAGCUCUCAGCAAAUAUUCCAUUGCCUUCCUAUGAACGUGUGGCCUUAAAUACACCGUCUUUUCAUAGACCACUUGUUUUAUUUGGACCCUUGGCCGAUAUUGCCAGACAGCAGCUUCUUUCACAAUUUUCUGCGCGUUUUGCUCAACCGGACAGUGAUGGUGGUGUUAUUCGACUUUCUUCAGUGGAUCAUGUUAUUGCAUCCAUGAAACAUUGCAUUUUAGAUAUUAGCAUUGAAUCGGUUGAGCGCCUUCAACUUGCACAAUACGCUCCUAUAGUUGUUCUAAUUGAUGUUGAAAAUCGCUCGAGAAUUCGUGAGAUCAGGAAAAAAGCAAAUGCUGCCCACUUAUCUUCAAGAAAACUAGCGGAACAUGCGCAUAAUAUAAAGAAGUAUUAUUCUCAUCUUUUAUCAGCAACUAUUGACGCAACUCAUGAAAAUGGGUGGUUCGAAGCUCUGCGUGAGCUAAUUGUGCAUCUUCAACAGCGUCGACUUUGGAUGCCAGAGUUCCCGCCAAACCUUCCACUGGAAGAUGUUUUACUUUUUCCGCUACCGAAAUGUGACGGAGAUGUAGAUUCGCUUAAAAAACCAAACCCUCCUGUAAGUCGAGGCGUGACAUCACCAGGAUACUAUCAUGUGAAGCAGUUACUCGACGAUGAGUCUCUAUACCAAGAUGCUCGAUUAGCGAAUGAAAUUGCAAAUGUACGGCUUAGAGAAGAAGCUCGACUUCGAGAGGAAAGGGCACGGAAUGAGCAAGGUAUUUCCCAUCGUCUUGAUGAUCAACCAUCGAUGGAUUAUUCCAACACUGGAUCCAAUAACGAUUCUGUGUCUUCUCCGGCUUAUAAUGCGAAAUACCACCCACUUACACCUUCAACUCCGAAGCCAUCAAAUAUUUAUGGGGAUAGCUAUGUCCGAAAUCGAUGGCCGACGGCGGAACCAACCGAUGCGAAGUCGUCCGCGGAUUUAAAUGGAUCACCGCUGGUGAACGGAAACAGCGAAAGAAUCCGCAGAAACGGAAGCGCUUCCCCUGCGAACGCCAGUAUUUCACUAACUGUUGCUAGUUCUAUAAAUGGACCUUCGAAAUCACCCACACCAAGAUUAGACGAAAACGAGAACGGCAAACAAUUUGAGAGAGAGGAAGAGGAACCUGUUGUUGUCGAAGAAGCUAUUGCUCUUAUAGGAAGCGAAGGUGGAAUUAUUCGUUGCGAGCAGGCAAAUGUAGAGUUGCGAAUUCCGGAAGGUGCUAUAAAAGAUGGUGAAAAACAUGAAAUUUAUGUCAAAGUGUGUCGCGAAGGAGAAUCGUCGCCGAUUGAUAGAUCAAAAGGGGAAACGCUCCUCUCGCCACUGGUGAUGUGUGGACCACAAGGCUUGAAAUUUGAAAAGCAGUGUGAGCUACGAAUGCCACACACUGGCGUUGAGGCCGAUGGCCAGUGGUCUUUUUCGCUGAAGACUGGUGAAGGAGGUGAAUGGAAGCACAUGGAUAUUGACGACGCAAGCAAAAAUGACGAUAGAUUUUUACGAGUUCCAAUUACGCAUUUCUAG
Messenger RNA from Caenorhabditis bovis, 3102 nucleotides. The record is from the annotation of a GenBank genome assembly. NCBI's taxonomy places the organism in Eukaryota, Metazoa, Nematoda, Chromadorea, Rhabditida, Rhabditidae.